AUGGGAAAACAAAACAGCAAGUUAAAGCCAGAGGUCUUGGAAGACCUAAGACAAAAUACUGAAUUUUCUGAUGCGGAGAUUCAAGAAUGGUAUAAAGGUUUUUUAAAGGAUUGUCCAGGUGGUAAUUUAAGUGUUGAAGAGUUUAAGAAAAUUUAUGGAAAUUUCUUUCCCUACGGUGACGCGUCUAAAUUUGCAGAGCAUGUAUUUCGAACAUUUGAUGCCAACAGUGAUGGAACAAUAGAUUUCAGGGAAUUCCUUUGUGCUCUGUCAGUCACAUCGCGUGGAAAGUUGGAACAAAAAUUGAAAUGGGCAUUCAGCAUGUACGACCUGGAUGGCAAUGGGUUCAUUUCACGACAAGAGAUGUUGGAAAUUGUUACGGCCAUUUAUAAGAUGGUAGGCACCGUAAUGAAGAUGCCUGAGGAUGAAUCGACGCCAGAGAAGAGGACAGAUAAAAUUUUUAGGCAGAUGGACAAGAACAAUGAUGGCCGACUAUCGUUGGAGGAGUUUAUCGAAGGUGCCAAAAGUGAUCCGUCUAUCGUUCGACUGUUGCAGUGUAACCAUGCCGUCCAGUAG
Macrosiphum euphorbiae (potato aphid) is the source of this 573-nucleotide messenger RNA. The record is from the annotation of a GenBank genome assembly. Lineage: Eukaryota; Metazoa; Arthropoda; Insecta; Hemiptera; Aphididae.